AUGAAUGGGUACAUCAAAAUACCCACACCAGAAGACUUGGAUAUAAUAUCAGAUAUCAAAUUUUCCCCUGUAGAGAAUCAUCUCUUAGUAUCGUCAUGGGAUAAUCAAAUUUUACUUUACGAUACCGAUUAUUAUGAAACAUGUAGAUUGAUGAACAAAUUUCAAUCAACCACACCAACUUUAUGUAUGACAUUUGCAAAGAAUAAUAGUGCUUAUGUAGGGACAUUAGAGGGAGGUAUAUUUGAAAUUGACUUUGAGAAUGAUAAAUUAUUGAACAUGAAUUGGGUUCAUUUAAAUGAUUUGGAUUCAGGUAUCAAUAACAUCAACACCAUUGAUAAUUUGGUGAUAUCCACAUCUUUCAGUAAGAAAUUUCAAGGAACAGAUUAUAGGCAAUCGACACCUAUAUUCUCCAACGUCUUAUCACAUAAGAUCUUGGCAAUGGAUACUAAUGACAAUGAAGUAAUUCUCGCUUUAUCUGAUCGAAUAAUUGAAAGAUACGAUAAAAGAGAUUGGAGUAAACCUCUUGAAAGCCGAGAAAGUCCUUUUGACCUUCAGAUCAAUGACUUAAAGACUUUUGAUGAAGGUUUUGCUGUUUCUAGUAUAGACGGAAGAGUAGGGAUGGAAUUCUUCAACCCUGAUACUUCGAGGUUCGUCUUCCGUUGUCAUAGAACAACAGAUAAAUUAACCAAUACUCAAAUUGCCUAUCCUGUUAAUUCUUUAUCAUUCAAUGAUAAUUUAUUAUACACAUCAGGAUCAGAUGGGAUAGUAAAUAUUUGGAAUUGGCAAAAUAAGAAGAAAACUUCAUCGUUGAAUCAAUUGAAAUAUAGUAACAAUGAAAUUCAAAGUAUUGUAAAGUCAGAUAUCAACGGUACCAAAGAUUUAUUGGCUAUUGCCACCAGUGAUGAUGGUUAUAAAACCACCAAAGAUUUAAAUUAUUCAUCGUCAUUGCCUCAAUAUCCUAGUAAUGUUUACCUUUAUCGCCUUAAGUAA
Molecule: messenger RNA, 990 nt
Organism: Yamadazyma jaroonii
Lineage: Eukaryota; Fungi; Ascomycota; Pichiomycetes; Serinales; Debaryomycetaceae
Source: the annotation of a GenBank genome assembly